Messenger RNA from Ambispora gerdemannii, 1071 nucleotides. The record is from the annotation of a GenBank genome assembly. Lineage: Eukaryota; Fungi; Glomeromycota; Glomeromycetes; Archaeosporales; Ambisporaceae.
AUGGAUCCAUUUUCUAAGGAAACCUCUAUUAUUGCUGAAGAGCGUAGACUCGAUUGGAAGAAUUGGUUAGGUGCCAUUGAGGAUACUGGAGUUUUUGCAGUCCAAAAUGGUUUCGGUAAUAAUUAUUUUGCAGAUAUAGCUAUACCGUAUCAUGUGUGUGAGGGCAUGCCAAUAUACACAGUUAUGCCUAAGCGUAAUGAAUUUGUUCUUGUUCUUACUGGCACCAGUAGAAUUACGCCCGCAUAUACUCAUGAGCUAAUUGUUGAUGACAACGGCAAACAAUCUAAAAUUUUAACAAUGACGGGUUAUUAUCAGCAGGGAGAUUCUGGUAAUCUCAUAAUAACUUCUUCUCGCGAAUCGAAUAUUGAUUUUUUAAUCGAAUUAUUCGCCACUCAACCAGGCUCUAUUUGUCAUGACAAUCGAAAAUCUCGAGCAGUAUUGCUGUUAAUUCCAACGACCACAGCUUGUGCUAACGCAUUUAAGGUUAUUACUAGUAUUGCAUCUGUUAAAGAUAAGUUUGGAAAUGUUACAAAAUUCCAAGUCCGUGAUUGGACCGUCCUUGAUCGUUGGGGCGGAAAGAUCCAUGGCGUCGAGUCAAAGACCGGGCUUAAUCGUAAUCGUGUUGAGAUCAUGACCUAUGGUACCAUAAUGUUGCAUAACGCCGAUAUUCGUGUUUUAAAUGAUCUCGACUUUUACCGUUGGAAAGACUUCGGGCUUAAAGCAAAAAAUCAUAUUAAGAAAACGGUUAAGAAAAUAAAACAUUUUAAACCGUCUUACGCCUCGAAGGGUAUUACUGUAAGGUGCUGGCCAUAUUAUUCUAAAUUACUCACUCAACAACCUACAUACGAGAAUGAUAUGCUUAAGACAAAGAAGAUACAGGUCUGUACCAAUGCAGCUUCAGUCGGUAUAACUUUUCGUGCUGAUGUAAUAGUCGAUUCCGGUCGUCAAAAUUACUCAGUUUUUGAUCCGAAAAAUAAUGUUUAUCAAAUGAUGAUGGGUUGGGUUACUAAUGCGGAGGAAGCUCAACGGAUUGGUAAAAUUGGUCGUGUUCGUGAUGGCCUUGCAGUUUGA